Zingiber officinale is the source of this 1535-nucleotide messenger RNA. RefSeq names its product probable hexosyltransferase MUCI70. The record is from RefSeq and is a predicted model, not a curated record. Bases 14 to 1360 code for a protein of 448 amino acids. The transcript is spliced from 5 exons. Lineage: Eukaryota; Viridiplantae; Streptophyta; Magnoliopsida; Zingiberales; Zingiberaceae.
UUUAACAGCUGAAAUGGGGCAUGUUUGUGUGACAACCCCUCCCCUCUUCCAAUCCAAACUCCUCUGCCUGUCGCUCCUCUUCUUCCUUACCACCCUCCCCAUUGCUCUCUACGUCUCCUUCACCCACUCCACCUGCCUCUUCCGCUCCCCGCCGCCCUUCCCAAGCUCCGUCGGCUUUUCCUACCCGCUCUCCUAUUCCGAGCACAAAUACGCCCUCCCCACCGCCCACUCCGAUUGCACCUCCUCUGUCCCCUUCUCCGAUUACGGUAAGGUUCUCCACGAGAUCCGCAAUCUCUGCUGGAAUUCUACGUCAUCCCCUGUUCUGAGGUAUGUAGAAGGAAAAGGAGAUAGCUUUUCCGGCAACUUCUCUGCCAGGAAGAGGAAGUCCUUCUUCCAUCACAACCAUGUCGAUCGGGUUGCGAUCCCAUGCGGAUUCUUGCAGGCAUUCCCCAUCAAAGAAUCUGACAGGUUGGCUAUGCAGAAAUGCGACGGCGUAGUCGUGGUAUCAGCAAUCAUUGGUGACCAUGACAAACUCCGGCAACCGAGAGGCUUGGGAUCUCACACAAUAGACUUCGUUUGCUUCUUCAUGUUCAUCGACGACGCCACCCACAAAGUCCUCGUCGCCCACAAUAUCCUCUCCGCCAACGAAGAGGAAGUAAACAUGGUCGGAGCGUGGAGGAUAGUGAGACUCCGCGGUGACCAAUUGCCCUACGACAACCCAGCAAUGAAUGGAGUGAUUCCCAAGUAUCUGGUGCAGCGUCUCUUCCCCAAUUCAAAGUUCAGCGUGUGGCUGGACGCCAAGCUGCAACUGACGGUGGAUCCUCUGCUUUUGAUCCACUCUCUUCUUGUAAUACCAGAUGCAGACAUGGCGAUAUCGAAUCACCCGUUUAACAUCCACACCAUGGAGGAGGCCAUCGCUACUGCGAGGUGGAAGAAGUGGGCAGACUUGGAGUCGCUAAGGGUGCAAAUGGAGACAUACUGCGAGAAUGGGCUACAGCCAUGGUCAACCAGCAAGCUUCCUUACACAACGGACGUUCCAGAUACUGCGCUGAUACUAAGGAGGCAUGGAUUGAAGGGCAACCUCUUCUCCUGCCUCCUCUUCAACGAGCUCGCGGCAUUCAACUCCAGAGAUCAACUCGCCUUUGCCUACGUGCGGGAUCUCAUGGUGCCCAAGAUCAAGAUCAACAUGUUCGAAUUCGAGGUUUUCGAGCAAGUAGCCAUGGAGUAUCGGCACAACCUCAAGCGCGAAGCCAGAGAGCAGCCCAUUAAGAUGGCCUCCUCGAGAGACAUAAACGGCAGCAGCUGCGAGGACUACCUCUUGAAGAUGUCACGGAUUAAAGUCGCUUCCAGCAGUAGAUGAAGCAACACUGAACUUGAGACGGCGUGACUGGGGGAGUUUGUCUUUGGUAUCUGGUAAAAGAAAUUUUGGUGUGCACUCCAUUGGCUGCUGUCUGUUUCAGUUUUUUUUUUUAAUAUGCUCAAGAGCUUCGGGAAAUUAAAUAAUCAAGGAUUAUUUAUGUUUUGGAAAUAAUAAA